AUGGAAACUGUGAGUCGCAUUGGAAGUGCUAUGGGGAAUCCAUUAUAUGCAGAUGAUUGUACUACAAAAGUUGAUAGAAUAUCCUAUGCUCGUUUGCUGAUUGAAAUGGAUGUCACUAAAGAAUUGCCACAGAAACUUGCAGUGAAGGAUCCACAGGGGAAGCUGUUUACACAAGAAGUACACUAUGACUGGGUGCCGGACUUUUGUGGCUCAUGCUUGCAAUUGAACCCGGUGAUACUACGCUACAUCCGCCCCUGCUUGCAAGUUGGACAUGACUGUGCAAAGAACAAAGCUCAAGUAAGGAAGGAAGUAAAGGAGAAGACUCAAAAUAUACGAGGGAGGAAUCAUAAUAAGCAAUGGAUAUGGCAAACUAAACAACCACAAGAACAAGUGGUAGUGCAGAAACAGGGGACAGGAAAGGAUAGUGGAUCAUCUCAGCAAAAUGAUACUAAGGAGGAUGAAGGAUGGCAAGAAGCUAGAAGGAAAUCUGCCAGUAAGGGUACUAAGAAUGCUAGUAUUGAACCAAAUCAGGUGCCUACUAACAACGGAUUUGGUCCACUGUCAGAAUGCAAUAUAUUAGCAGACAAAGGAAGAGUAAUAAUUGAAGGGCAGAGUAGUAAAGGCAGGGGUGAAGGAAGAGUUCAAUCGUCUCAAUAUUACAAAUGA
This is a messenger RNA of Nicotiana tabacum (common tobacco), 666 nucleotides long. NCBI's taxonomy places the organism in Eukaryota, Viridiplantae, Streptophyta, Magnoliopsida, Solanales, Solanaceae. The record is from RefSeq and is a predicted model, not a curated record.